UGGGUGCUGUAGUUUUCUUCCUCCCCUUCCCCCGCCUUUCUCAACAUCCGGGAUACAAAUUGGGAGCUCUUCCUGCCUCGUCUUGGCAACAGAGGGAUAGGGAGGAAGAGGAAGGGGAAGUGGGGUGAAAUAGAUUGAGGGGCUGCUCUUGGCCCCCUCCUUCCUCUUGGCUGGAAGUCUCACUGAUGCUCCAUCCCUCCCCAUGGAGUCUGAAAGCCCCCUCUGACACCUGAGGUUUAUUUACCUUCUCCUAAAAAAGGAACUUGGAUCCAGCCAGAAUGAUCUCUCCCUGUUGGUUACAUUUCAACUGAUAUAAUCUUGGAGAGCGGGAUCUCCUGUGGAAGUGGCCAAGAACUUUGAAUCACAUCUUUCUGACUUGCGGGCAGGUUUUGGAGAUAACCAUGGAGUUUGCUGAGCUAAUCAAGACACCCAGGGCUGACAAUGUGGUCCUCCAUCGCCCCUUCUACCCAGUGGUGGAGGGGACCCUGUGCUUGACAGGCCAUCACCUCAUCUUCUCUUCCCGGCGGCAGGACAAUGUUGAGGAACUCUGGCUUUUGCACUCCAACAUUGAUUCCAUUGAAAAACGUUUCAUUGGCUCUUUGGGCACCAUCAUUGUCAAAUGCAAAGACCUGCGGAUCAUUCAGCUGGACAUCCCUGGCAUGGAGGAGUCUUUGAACAUAGCAAGCUCCAUUGAGGCACUGUCUACCUUGGAUUCCAUCACUCUGAUGUAUCCUUUCUUUUAUCGACCCAUGUUUGAAGUUGUGGAAGAUGGGUGGCAUUCCUUCUUGCCAGAGCGGGAAUUUGAGUUUCUCAGUUCAGUCACAAAUGAAUGGCGGUUGAGUUACAUCAAUAAGGAUUUCUCUGUCUGCCCAUCCUAUCCACCCAUUGUCACUGUCCCUAAGUCAAUCGACGACGAGUCUCUCUUGAAAGUUGCCAUGUUUCGCCAUGGAGGACGCUUCCCGGUCCUCAGUUAUUACCACAAGAAAAAUGGGAUGGUGAUGAUGCGCAGUAGCCAGCCACUUACCGGGACCAAUGGGAAGCGUUGCAAAGAAGAUGAGAAGCUGAUCAAUGCCACGUUGAGGGCAGGCAAGCGUGGCUACAUCAUUGACACACGGGCCCUGAACGUAGCCCAGCAAGCCAGAGCCAAAGGCGGAGGCUUUGAGCAGGAAGUGCAUUAUCCUCAAUGGCGAAGGAUUCACAAGUCCAUAGAGAGGUACAAUAUUCUUCAGGAAAGCCUCAUUAAGCUUGUGGAGGCCUGCAAUGACCAGUCGCACAACAUGGACCGCUGGCUGAGCAAACUAGAGUCGUCCAACUGGCUGACCCACAUCAAAGAGAUUCUGACCACAGCUUGCUUGGCUGCUCAGUGCAUUGACAGGGAGGGAGCAUCAGUCUUGGUCCAUGGGACAGAAGGAACCGAUUCGACACUGCAAGUGACCUCUUUGGCUCAGAUUAUCUUGGACCCCAGAUGCCGAACCAUCCGUGGUUUUGAAGCUCUCAUUGAGAGGGAGUGGCUACAGGCUGGCCACCCGUUCCAGCAGCGCUGUGCUCAAUCGGCUUAUUCAAACAGCAAGCAGAAAUGGGAGGCACCUGUCUUCCUGCUCUUCUUGGACUGCGUCUGGCAGAUCCUCCGCCAGUUCCCUUGCUCCUUUGAGUUUAACUACCACUUCCUCCUCAUGCUCUUUGAACAUUCCUACGCCUCCCAGUUUGGCACUUUCCUGGGCAACAACGAAAACGAAAGGUGUAAGCUCAAGCUGCCGCAGAAGACGAUGUCCCUGUGGUCCUGGGUGAAUCGGCCGGAAGAGCUUAGCAGGUUCAAGAACCCCCUCUUUGAAGCCAACAGCCUUGUCAUUUGGCCGUCCGUGGCUCCCCAGAGUCUGCAGCUCUGGGAAGGAGUGUUCCUUCGCUGGAAUCGGUCCUCCAAGUUUCUGGACGAAUCCUAUGAAGAAAUGAUCAACAUCAUAAAGUACAACAAGGAACUCCAAGUGAAAGUCAACAUGCUGAGGAGGCAGCUGGCUGAACUGGAGACAGACGACAGCACGCAGGACGAUGGGAUAUCCGAGAGUCCCUGAGGUCUUUGCUGGGCUCCUGGUCCAUCUCAUUCCAGCUCAGUUGGGCAAGUGGUCUCCAAACACAUUUGAGCACUAAACACCCACCAGACUUGCAUGCGCUCAAGCUCUUUUUGGUGCAGUUGAGUUGAACUUUUUCCCCCUUUUGUUUUUUCGGCUUCACUGUUCCUCACUUGGCACUGUAAUCACACCCUCCGUUUAGGAUGGGAAUGCAUGGUUUCCUUUUUUGUUUGUGUUGUUUACAGGAGCAAACUCUUAAUUUAAUCCAAGCUACUGCCUUAUUCCGGCAGCAUUUCUCAUCUCUAAUAAACUGUGCACCUGUGACCGUUGUGGCUUUGAACCAUAACAGAGUCCCUCCUCCGUGUUAUUUGCGAUCAGGCUACUUUGGAUUUGACUCAGGAGACUGUGGACUCGGCAAAUGCUUUUGAGGUUGGUGCGACUUUUCAAAGCUACUGAGAGCAGAAGAAAUGUAUGUUCUCCUUCCAAAUCCCCUACUUUUUCUUCCCUCCUGGGUCAGGAAGAAUACUUUGGCCUUAUUUGGGCCUUCGGUCUCAAAUCAAAACACCUUUGCUUAGCACCCUGGCAUGCAGAGAGGAAAGGUGACAAAAGUCCCUCCAAAAUACCAUGCCCCAUACUACACUACACAGUCUCAUUGAUUCCCGUAACAAGGCUUACUUCCCAUGUCUUGAAUGCACUCCAGAACAGGGUCUCCAAGGCCUGCAUGUUGGAAGAACGCAACCUGUACUUGUAUGUCUGAAUGGAGGCACUUGUUGCUUUUAAGCUCAGUGUAUAGAAAGCUUAGAGAAGCUCACUGUUUCUGCUGUGAAAGAAGCAUCCAAAGAUGUGAUCUUCUCACAGGUAGCCAAAAAUUGUUCAGAGUAAAAGAAGGCUGUGUUUCCUCACCUCCAGACAGGUCUGACUUGUCUUGCAUGUACACAAGCAUUCUGUGGUUGUCUGUGCUGAACCUGAAUGCCCUUCGCCUUGCGUGGAGCAUGGAGGAAACAGUGAUUAAUUUUGGAUGGCAAGGAAUGCACCCAGCACCAUAGCUUAUAGCCACACUAGGAAAUCUUUGUAAACCUGUUCAACCAGCAGUGGUUUUCAAGACCAUAAAAUAACUUGUAUUUAAGUUUUCUUCAAAGACUCGGCACAAGUAACCAUGAACUCUAGUCCGCUAGGCUGAAAGUGGGUCACUUUGAUUCUUGAUAAACACCUCCUUUUUGCUGUCUUCUCGUGUCUGUGAAACAGACCAGUCAGGCUGCUUUCAGGUUUGCAUGGAUCAGGUCACAAAUGAGAUUGAUUGUACUUAGAGAUUGAUCUUCCUUGAUCCUGUGGGACUAAGGCCUGCUUGUGAAACAGCUGAGCGGGCUCUGAGUCAAGGUAGUAUAAGGUAGUAGACUAGCCCUGUCUGCAUUACUAAUAUUAGGUGGGAGAGGAGAUUGCCUCUUUCUUAGUGUUUCCAGAGAGAAAAGUAAAAUUUCAAAGAAAAGGAACAGAGGGCAGAAUUGGGGAUAGUAGGUGGCAGAUUGAUUUUUGCCUGGUUUAAGAUCUUUUUCUAUCAUCUCGUCUCCACCUUGGCUGUAUCAGAAUUCACCUUAAGCCUUUAGACCAGAGUGCAAAAACAUAUAUAUUUCAUUAGGCAACAUGUUGCAAGACCCGCAGCACAAAAGGGCAUGCCAGUGGUAAUUCUCAGGCAUUUGGGGAAUUGUAGUCCUUAAAAAAAAACUAAACUUCUUUAGACAGAGUGAGAUUUCCCCCCUCUUGACAUCCAUCAUUUCCCAUAUAUUGGAUAAAGGGACUUCUUUCAUACAAGUUUAUCCUCCUGCCAAAAAAGUCUCCUUUUGUUUCGUCAGGAUAGAAUUUUGCAGUCUUGAAAAGGCUAGCUUUUAAGAUUCACAAUUUUGAUUGCACUGUUUAAAAAAGAAAACGCUAAUCUUUUGGUGCUUUAAAAACUUUUUUUAUUUUUGGUUAAAGGGGUUUGUAAAUAUCAUGCUGUAUUUAUUUAUUUCGUAUUAUCAUUUACGUAGUUUAGAAAUGGUUCAGAAAGUUGAUCAACACAUUUCAGUUGGGAGAGGUUUGGAGAGCUUCCCUAAAGGCCAAAGAUUUGGGGGUGGAAUAACAAAACAAGUGCAUUUCCAGAGCUUGGAAAAGUGUUUUUUAAACUACAAAUCCUAGAAACCACCUGGUUAUUGGCCAUUCUAGUGUGUUUUAGAGGGGAUCCAAAAGACUGUUUUCCCCAUCUCUAAUUUCUACACUACAGAGGAUUCUCAGAACUGGGGUCAAUGGGAUUUUGCUGGGAAUUUUCCAUCAUAGGACUAACCUCAACAAUUGGGGUGAUGCUGUGAUCAAACUGGGUCUAUAAACUUCCUGUAGGAUUCUGGGAGCUGUAGUUCAAAAACAACUCAAACAUUUGCAUAUGAUGCAUACCCAGUUUAGUACAGUAGCACUUGGAUCACAAAACCCUUGUAGUUUUAGUACAUUGCUGGAUUGUCUUACAAAAGAAUGUAGGAAGGCCACGAUUUGGCUCCCCAAAGGCAGUUCUGCUUUAUCAGAUUACCUUCUGCUUUCUCCUUGUGAACAACAGACCUUUUUGAUUGUAUUUGGCUUAUGUUUUUCCCCCUGAUCCUGUCCACUCCAUGCUAUUUUCAAUAGUCUGGUCCUGCAUCUCAGAAGAAUAUAAAACACACACUUCCAGCCCCACAAGCGUCUACAGAGGUGGCCGAAAAUAAAACAAAUAAGCAAAUGCGAAACCUGAGAUUUGGAAAAUGGGAGAAGGACGGUUCGAUUGUAUCGGGGGCUGAAAGUUUUACUUGAAUGUGGCAAUCUGUUUUCUAAGUGCACUACUGUCAGUAUCGUCUCCAUCUCCAAUGUUGAAUGGGCAAAUUAAUGUCUUGGUGGUAUUCAAACUUCCCAGAAGAAAAAGAAGAAGAAACCUGCAAUGCUUGUUUUUAAUUUUAAAAGGACAAUUGUUAUACAAGCAGAUCUUUCUGUGUAGCAUCCUUUAUAAAUGAGUGUGGCACCCUGCAGCCGGAUGGGAAGGGGCUCAAAGCGUAUUCAUCUGUAUUAGAAAUGCUACGGUGAAAAAUACAUGUGAACUUUGCUUUUAGAUUUGCGAGUGUAGCAUAAACUAUCUCAAUUAAAACCUCGAAAGACUGGCA
Molecule: messenger RNA, 5221 nt
Organism: Anolis carolinensis (green anole)
Lineage: Eukaryota; Metazoa; Chordata; Lepidosauria; Squamata; Anolidae
Gene: mtmr9
Product: myotubularin related protein 9
Exons: 11
Coding region: 402-2069 (555 amino acids)
Biological process (GO): negative regulation of autophagy; phosphatidylinositol dephosphorylation
Cellular component (GO): cytoplasm; membrane
Molecular function (GO): phosphatidylinositol-3-phosphate phosphatase activity
Source: RefSeq, a predicted model, not a curated record